GUGGAUUACAUGUAUUUCCUGGAAUGCAAUUUCACACGUAUGCAUCCAGGUGAAGCUGCAUCUUCUGCCAUUGGGCAUCGACUGCCGGGAUAUAUGGAGCAUCAGGGAAUUGGCUUAAGAACCCAAUUCCCUGUUGAGAGGAAAUGGGCUCUUGGACUUCAGUCUCGAGCUCAUCCUCGUGAGAUAAUGACUGAGGUUCUAAAAGCUCUUCAAGCACUGGAGGUGUGUUGGAAAAAAAUUGGUCACUACAACAUGAAGUGCCGAUAUCCUCGCUUUCCAGGCGGUUCUGAAGGCAUGGUCAACAGUGCAGUGCAUGGUAACCAUUACUUUGCGGAUGAAUCUGCAAUUGUUGAGAAUGAUGGGGUUAGUAGGCAAACAAAUGUAGUCAAGUUUGAGUUGCAGCUCUAUAAGACUCGUGAGGAGAAGUAUUUGCUUGAUCUGCAAAGGGUGAACGGACCUCAGUUUCUGUUCUUGGAUCUCUGUGCUGCUUUCCUUGCUCAACUUCGGGUCCUAUGAUGUUGGGUUCAUUCAGGCUGGAGAUUUACCCAGGAAGGUCAUAUGAUGCUUGUGAAUAAUUACGGACAUUGUAUAUUCCGACUGGUGUGAUUUAUAUUUUCA
Molecule: messenger RNA, 618 nt
Organism: Telopea speciosissima
Lineage: Eukaryota; Viridiplantae; Streptophyta; Magnoliopsida; Proteales; Proteaceae
Product: SNF1-related protein kinase catalytic subunit alpha KIN10-like
Exons: 3
Coding region: 10-516 (168 amino acids)
Source: RefSeq, a predicted model, not a curated record